Molecule: messenger RNA, 4265 nt
Organism: Cherax quadricarinatus
Lineage: Eukaryota; Metazoa; Arthropoda; Malacostraca; Decapoda; Parastacidae
Source: RefSeq, a predicted model, not a curated record
CUUAUAAACCACAACAAAGAAACAAACAGAAGAAGAAGAAGAAUAAUUUUCAAUGUACUUGUGUGUUUUUGUUGUGUUUGUGGCAGAGGUAAACUGAGGGAGGAUAGUUUACACCCCAGAGUUCACCUCACACGGUGAUGCUGGCACUUGAGGCUGACACUUGUAGUACCAACAUUGCAGGUCAUCCAGAUACCAAAAAAUUGCACUUGUGCCAUUAUUCAGGUUAUCCUGGCACCAGAGGUUUUCAUAACUUGUUUGUGUACUCAGUUCAAAACACAUUCUUUGUGCCUCUGAUAAGUUAUCUUAGGUAAUUUAAAGUCAUUGUAGCAAUCACUUGACUUUAUAGAAAGCACCAAGACCAGUAGAGAGAAAGAAAUCAGAUUUUUGUGACCAGAAAAUAACCAUAAAUAUGGUUUUGUAAUAUGCGUGAGAGGUAAUACAUCAACUUAUAUCAGUAUAUAUCGUUCUGAAGAUUGUUGUGAAAACUUUUGAAAUGGUAUUAGAGAAACCUGUGAAGUGCUUUGCCACGACUGAGGACUUGAUCCAAGGAAUUUGAUAUUUUCUAAUUCCUUAAAUCAUCUCUUGUGUUUCCCAGACACUGGCCCUUAUGAAGUUAGUAAUUUCUGAUGUGUAUAAUAUCACGUACCAGUAUUCCAAAAAUAUUGGUUUUCAUUGUAAAUAGAUAUUUACAGAAAACAGUUUUGGCUAAGAUUAUAAUUCAUAUGGAAGAUUAUUUGAUCACUGUUCAAUAUGUCUAAAACACUCAAAAAUAAAUGUGUUCAAGAAACACAAAAUGCACUUCACUCAGAAGCUCUUCACUGCUCAGUAUGUCAAAAAGUCUUCCUCAGAAAAUCUGAUUUGAUGAGACAUAUAACAAAUCAUAUUAGAGAGAAACCAUAUCAGUGUUCAGAGUGUCCAAAUGCCUUUUUGAACAAGUCUGAUUUAAGGAAACACAUUCAAGUUCAUACUGGGGAGAAACCACUUCAGUGUUCCGAAUGUCUGAAAGAUUUUGCAAACAAAUCUAAUUUAUUAAGGCACAGGAAAAUUCACACUAACGAGAAACGUUAUCAGUGUUCAGACUGCCUAAAAACUUUUUCCCAAAAAUAUUUAUUAGAUAAUCACAUAAGAAUUCACACUGGAGAGAAACCACAUCAGUGUUUGGAGUGCCUAAAAAUGUUUUCACAAAAGGCUUAUUUAAUAAAUCACAUGAGGAUUCAUACUGGAGAGAAACCAUAUCAGUGUUCAGUGUGUCUAAAAGACUUUUCUGAUAGAUCUGAAUUAAGAAGACACAAAAGAAUUCAUACUGGAGAACAACCAUAUAAGUGUUCAGAGUGUCUAAGAAAAUUUAAUAAAAACUCAGAUUUAAUACGACACAUUGCAGUUCAUACUGGAGAGAAGCCAUAUCAGUGUUCGGAAUGCUUGAAAAGCUUCUCAGAUAACACCUAUUUAAUAAGACACAUGAAAGUUCAUACUGGAGAACAACCGUAUAAAUGUUCGGAGUGUCUAAGAAAAUUUAAUAAAAAAACAGAUUUAAUACGGCAUAUUGCAGGUCAUACUGGAGAGAAACCAUAUCAGUGUUCGGAAUGUUUAAAAGGCUUUUCACGUAAAAAUAAUUUAGUAAAACACAUGGAACUUCAUACUGUUUAAGAGACUUUUCAGAUAAAACUUAUUUCCUGAAACUCCUGAUAAUCCUUACGCAUUGGAAGUUGUAAAGUAAAAUGAAGGUUUAUUUCUUUGUAAAGGUUACAAUAUGUAAUUACAAUUUUGGUUUGCUAAGUAGAAAGAAAACCACUAACAUGCUGGGGCAUUUUGGGUAGACUAAUCCUAACCCUUAAACUGUCCUGGAGUUUACCUGGAGAGAGUUCCAGGGGUCAACGCCUCCGCGGCCCGGUCUGUGACCAGGCCUCAUGGUGGAUCAGAGCCUGAUCAGCCAGGCUGUUACUGCUGGCUGCAUGCAAUCCGACGUACGAGCCACGUUCGUAGCACUCCAAACGUAGAUCUGUGCUUUCAAAUGGAGAAAAUAGAGAUCACAGCACUACGCACGUGAACGUACAUCUACGUUUGGACAGUUUAAAGGUUAAUACAUAGUAAACUACUUAAAACUAGACAUGAUGAUAGUACAUAGUGAUUACUUAAAACUAGACAAGUGUUUUACUUGAUUACAAUUAUAUUUAAUCUUAAUACUAAUGCGAGGCAGUCAAGGUGGAGGUUUAUUAGAAUAAUUUGAAAGUUAAGACACAUGUGCAACAUCUGGUUAUCUUUAUUGUAGACGUUUUGCCAUCCAGUGGCUUUAUCAAUACAGAUUCUAGGACAUAAUAGGAAGACAGUAGAACUAUAUACAGAAGAUGAGGUAAUCAGUCCCUCAGCCUUGGAGUUAGCGUUCACAGCAUCGUGGUGGAGGAGAAUCUGGAGCAAAGGCAAGAAGACUGGUGGUUAUAAACGUCUACAAUAAAGAUAUCCAGAUGUUGCACAUGUGUCUUAACUUUCAUAUUGUCGGUAUUUUAUACCUUUCUUACACAUACAAUAAUAAUCUUGAAGUUGCAUAUAAUAAAAACUAUUACAAUUAAUGGUUCAUUCAGUAAUUUUUCAUGGACUGGCUGAAGUUUAAAAGUACAGAGGCCACAUAAAACACAACUAAUUACCAGUUGUUUUGGUUGAUUUGGUUAGUGUUGAGAGAUAAGAUGGUUUUUUAGCACAGUCCUAAAUUUGUAAGUAGUCAGGGGAUCUUUUACCGGCUCUGGUAGCGAGUUCCAGAUCUUCAGGCCCUUUAUAUGCAUAGCGUUCUUGCAUAGUGAGAGACUGGCACAAGGGAUGUUGAAAGUGCCUUAUGCCUUGUAUUGUGACUGCAUUCUGUUGUAACUGUCAACGAGUAGUUUAAGUGGAGGGUUUAUAGUGGAAUUUAAUGUUCUGUAUAUGUAGAAGGCAUAAUAAUAUGAGUGUGUCUAGUAUACGUAUUUAACCCGUAAACGGUCCAAAUGUAUAUACACCUACCAUCCGACUUACGACCAAGUUCGGUUCCGAGAAACCGGUCGUAAGUCGAAAUGGUCAUAAGUCGAACUUUACUACUGAAUAUCAACAAAACAUUUUUGUAAUGACUUUAUUUUAUUGUUUUAUUUUGGUAUUUCAUGUUUUACUUUACUUUUUAUGUUGUUAGUACUGUAUUUUAUACUGUAAGGUUUAGGAUAAACACUGUGUACAACACAAAUACUUGUUUAUUUCCCAGAAAUUUGGCAUAAUAAACACGGUCGUAAGUCGAGUGGUCGUAAGUCGAGCAGGUCGUAAGUCGGAUGGUAGGUGUAUACGUUUUUUCAACAUUUGAAAGUAUGUAAAAAAAGUAGAUCUUCUUUUUGUUUUUUUUUACAUUUGAAAAUGUGUAAAAAUCUUUGAUCUACUUUUUUUUUUGUUAUACAGUGGUCCCUCGCUUUUCGUAGUUCUCGGCAAUCGUAAAUUUCGCCAAUCAUAGGGGUAUUUUUGUAUAAACAUGGACUCGCUUUUCAUAGGUUGACUCACGAAUAGUAGUUCGUCCGGGACGCGUACGCACGGUGUGAGCCGGGGCGGCCUCCCUACCCAGCCAGUCUGGCAUUGUUUACCAGUGAGUGAAGGUCCCCUCAAGUGCUCCUACGAAAUAUUUCAUAAUAUUCCACUCAUUUUAGUGCUUGCAAGUACUAAAUAAGCUACCAUGGCUACAAAGAAAGCUCCUAGUGCCAAGCCUGUGGUAAAGAAGGUGAGAAAUAUGUACAGUGACAAAGUCUUGGGCCAUUUUAGGGAAGUGUUAAAGAGACGCCAAAAACAGAGCUCUCUCCACAGCUACUUUGCGAGACAGGACUAGAGUGACUCUCAGGGUGGUCCUAGUGGCAUUAAGAAACAGAGAAGAGAAGCAAUUGGUACCUGAGGUGUUGCUGGAAGGGGAUUCCCCUUCCAGCACUAGAAUUCACCAUCAACUGUUUCAACUACAAAAUAAAGUGAUCGGAAAUUGGUAAUUUGGCCAAUUUAACACACAAAGUUCAAAAUAUUCCAAUUUCAAAAUAGGGUCCAGAAUAAACAAUGCAGACAUUCCUGGCACUAAAGUAACAUUUUCUCUGUUCAUUAGUUACGUUUUCAGGCUUUACUAAUGAAUUACAUUUUGAUUUUUUAUUCAAAUGAAUUUUUAUUCAAACCAAAAAAAUAGAAGAUUUACUGUUAUGCAAUAUUGUAAUAUUUGUAUAAAUAAUAUCACCACAUUUGUGAAUGUAUAUUAGACCCACCAGCUGGCGUGUAUUAGACGU